Molecule: messenger RNA, 5233 nt
Organism: Centropristis striata (black sea bass)
Lineage: Eukaryota; Metazoa; Chordata; Actinopteri; Perciformes; Serranidae
Exons: 6
Coding region: 102-1241 (379 amino acids)
Source: RefSeq, a predicted model, not a curated record
UACCGGUUAAUAACAAUGAGUCAGACAGCUGAGCCGGUUAGGUAGCAAGUUUUAGUUGAAACAUUUUCCAACCUAUAAUCGUCUUUAGUUGUGUUAGAGUGAUGGAGGAGCUGGGGGAGAACAGCGGCCGACAGGCGGAAGAACACGACGGGACAAACAGUAGAAAUGUCCCGGAGCCUGUGUGUGGGACAGGUGAGCCGGCGGGGACGGUCCCUCUGGGGCUGAGCUCCUCCAACCAGGACCAGAGGAAGAAGUUAGUGCUGCAUAUCGACCUGAACAACACCAUCCUGGUGUCGGACACUGUGAUGGGUCAGGGUGUAGUAGCUGCCCUGGAUUAUUUCAUCUCCACGGUGACCUGGGGGAAGAUGAGCAGACAAGGAAAGUGGGAAUGGCUGAGUGACUCGGCCUCCCUGCUGCCACCGUGUGAUGAUGCUGUUAGUUACCAGUCUCACUUUGGGCGGAUCCCGGGUUUUACCUCUGCUGCGGGGAGACGUUUCCGCGGGAUUCUGGAUGAGCAUCUGGAUCUGAUGCGCUGGCCAGAGGGCACCAAGGCAGACAGAGAGCUGACUGUUAAAGGAGAAGGUGGACGGCUGUACCACUGGAUCCUCCCCUCCUUCUUCCAGCUGCUCAAAGACCUGGUGCAGGAAGGACGGGAGUUUGCCAUCAUUUUUCGUUCUUUUGGAACCGACCUACCUCGUGUGCUGAGUGCUGUGUCCAGAGCGCUGAAUGAAGGAGUUCAUCCACUGUUCCCUGACCUGCCUGAUCUCAAGUUAAAUGUGAACACCACUACAGGCAAGAUCCGCUGCAGCAAGAAGGGAGUGGUCCUGACCCGGGGCCAGGACCGCAUGUCGAGUCGAGAUGGAGAAAGAGGCCUGUACCAGUACUUGAGCUCAGCCCAGGGCCUGGGGGGCUUUCAGGACCACUUUGACUGGUGGGCCAGUAAUACCUUCUCCAUCCGAGGGGGGAAGCCGUUGUGGGUCGACCCCUUUGAUCAACAUGUUCAGCACAUCUUCAUAGACGACAACAUACGACAGAACGAUGAGAAUACCAUUGUUCAUCCCAAGGUGUUCUUGGACCCGGGUGGCUCUGAGACCCGUACAGCGUUCACCUCUGAGCUCUUUGACAUCACACUGGUCCAGACCGACCUCCUGCAGGCCAUUUCUAACCCCAACUACUUCACUGAGCGCGUCCACAUCUGCCUGGAAAACUAUGAGAGGAACCUCCAGCAGGGGGCGGGCUAGAACACAGUUUGUCUGUGUGGCUCCAUCCAGUUACAGGUUCCAAACCCAGCACAGUAGGCUGCAGGUAGCGCUAUUAAACACAAAGGUUGAUGACUUAUUAAAGGUCCGGAGUUCAUCAAACCACAAAUUGAAGAAGGUUACGUAAGGAGGAAGGUUAUUUUGUUAAAUAAGGAAGGAUAUUAUUAAGUGAAGAUGGCAGCUUGAUAAGUAGGAUUUACAUCAAUCUCAAACAUUUGCAACGCCCUGACUCAUUGUGUGCUCCUCGAGGGCGGCAAAAGGGUAAAAGGGUGUCAGCUUAAACAAAGGGCACUUCACAAACAGAUUGUAGUGUCUGCUGUCCCGAGGUGAACCGCAGCACAAAGAGUUUUUGACUUGAUUUAGCACUUAAACGGCGAUGCCAGACUCUUUGAUUACAUCAAAGGCCGUGUGACUAAUAAUCACUCCACGGGAUAAUUACCCUGACUCUCUGGAAUUUGUGUCAGACAGCAUAAUUGGGGUCAGAUAUGAUUUAAAAAAAAAAAAAAAAAAACCUUCAAGUGUUGUGUUAGUUGUCUAGCAAGUAGAAUCCUCUGGGGUUUUGCUUCCUUUCAUUUAUCAUCCUCAGGGUGUGAUGAUGCUUUCAUGUAGCUUCUCUCUUAGGUUGUUUAGCUUCUAUUGUUGGUCAUCAUCUACAUUGUUUACAUCCACUCUGAAAGAUAAUUAUGGAAGAAAUAUUCUAUCUUUAUUCAAGAGUGUAGAUUUUCAGUAUGAGAGCAUGAUUGUAUUCCUUUUCAGUGAAACAGCUCCUUCUCCUGCUCACAUUUAUUCUCCUCAUCCACAUUUUCUGCUGCUAUCUUUCUAAAUGUUAUAGUUAAUGAAAACUAACUAAAUAACGAAAACUAGAAUUGAAAAAACAUUUCUGUUAACUGAAAUAAAAAUAAAAACAAGAGUUUUUUAAAAAUAUAUUAGAUAACUAACUGAAACUGUAUUUUGUGGUUACAAAACUAACUCAAACUAACUAAAUUAUAGUGAAAAUGUCCUUCGUUUUCGUCUUUGUCAACUUUUUUCAUACGUAAACCUUUUUGGUUGAUGUGAAAUCUAUUUCAUCUAUCUGGCUUUAUGACUUAAUAAACUUAUUGGGACUGAGAUGAAUCAGACAAAGGAAAUAAAGAAAACAUUUAUUGUGACUUUUCUGAAUCUCUCACCCAACAAAUACCCCAUUACAAAAAACUAAAACUAAUAAAAACUUAACUAAAACCAAGCAUUUUCCAAAAAGUAAAAACUAAUUAAAACUAACUGAAUUUGAAAACAAAAAUUGACAACGAAAUUCAAACUAAAACUGAUGAAAAAUCCAAAACUAUUAUAACCUUGGUGCUCACACUCAGAUUUCUGUUGCUUUCUUUCUAAAUGUUUGCUUGAACUCAAAAUCACAUGCUUGUGCUCACAUUUCUUCUUCUUGGCCGUUUUUGAACACUUUUGGUUUUGCCCUUCAUGUACCACAUAAUACCCAUAUUUGGUAUCCAUUUUUUCUUCACCUAUAAGGUCCGACAAUUAUUUUUUCAAUUUCACCUACUUUAUCAACAUAUUAAGCUCAAAAAUCAUGAAAUCCGAUUUGGAAAAUUUUACUUUUUACUACAAUAAAAACCACAAAUAUGCUCAAUUAACCUCUUUUGAACAUAUAAAAAGGUAAAAUUUAAAUAUAAUAAAACUAUACACAAAAAAGUCCCAUAAAAACAUGUGUAUUUAUAGGCUUUUUUUUCUUGUUAGCUGCAACUCUUCAAAACAAACUAUGUGCAAAAUUACAUAUUAUCAUUAUUAUCUAUCUUAUCAUAUAUUUGGUUUUACAUGACCUGGGAAUGUCAAUGUUGAAUGUUUUUUUGUUUAACUUCACGUGAUCUGGUCAGGACAGCACGAUCAUAGAGACUUGACUUCAAGCAAACUUUUUGAAAGAAAGCAGCAGAAAUCUGAGUGGGAGCACAAAAUGUGAUCAUGAGGAGAACAAAUCUGAGCAUGAGAAGGAGCUGUUUCACUAAAAAAGGAAUAAAAUCAUGCUCUCUAACUAAAAAUCUACACUCUUGAAUAAAGAGAGGACAUUUCUUCCAUAGAUAAUACUUGAAUGUGUCCAGAUGACUGAAAAAGAAUCUGAUUACUGAGUAUAACUUUGUAGCUGAAGGGUAAUACUUUAAGGCACUCUAUAAACACACUGUGAAGGCAUUUAAUCAGAAAAUGACUUCAGGUACUGUCUAAUGUUCUACAUGGUAAUAUCUGAGACAUAUCAUUAGGUUGAACAUGGUUUUGGGAUGUGGUUUUAUUAUUUGAAAGCAUCAUUGUACAGAAGCCCUUGGAGGCAAGUGAGGAAAGAAAUCUGGUGAUUAAUUUUCUAAGUCUGUUCUAAAGAAGAGGAGCUUUUUAUCUUUCUCCGUUCCUUAAUUUAUAUAUUUUUCACCUGUGGGGAAAAACAGAUUGAAAACUGAAAAACAUAUGUUGAUUGUGACAAAAAAAAGAAGUUUUUAACCACCAGUAACUUUUCUCGCCUGCCUCUUAGGGCUUCUGUACGUUUUUGUGACACACUGAAUAAGUUGAAUUUGUGUGGAAGGUAUGGUAAUUUUUUUGAUUUUUAAGGGUUUUAGGAUUUAUUUAUUGUUAAGCUUUCAGGGAGAUUUUUAAUUCUAUUUUCUCAGGUCAAAUUUUACAGAGACGGCUGAAUGCAAACACUAUCAGUAACAUAAAGAUAAGACGGAACUUUUACAGGAUAUAUAUUAGGGCUAGGCAAUAUGGACUAAAAGUCAUAUCCCAAUAUAUUUAGGCUGAAUAUCAAUAUAAGAUAUAUAUCACGAUAUUUUUCUUUUUUAUUGCAAAGUGAGAGCAAACAUUCAGUCAAAGGCAAAGCGAAAUAUGACAUGUCACAAGUAGUUUUAUUGAAACUGUUUGUUUACGUGAAUAUAAAUACCGUAUAACAACAGGAGGAUCUUUUUAAAAAAAAAUCAAAGCUCCAUAAAGUGCACAUUUAAAUAAAAAAAUAUCUUAAAUAAAAGCCGCAGCUUGCCUGGAGCAAGGAUCACAGUGCAAAUUUGAACUAUAUCGAUAUAUGCGACAUGGUCUAUUUCCAUAUCACAUUUAAAAUUUUUGCCCAGCCCUAAUAUGUAUCGAGUAUGGAUUUCUUUAAAUGGAGAACAUGCAAGUGAAUACAUUGGUAAGAAAAAGGCAAAGGCAAAGCUUGGGGGUGGUUACAAUACAGUAUUUAUUAUUGCUUUGGCUUAGUUUCAGUGUGCAAAACACAAAAUGCUCAUCCUGGCCUCCUAAAAAUUCUACUCCGUUAUAAUUAAACUGCAUACUCAAUUGGGUUCCAAGGAAACAUAUUCUGUUCCAGAUUACAUUUGUUGACCAUUCACAAAUAUGUUUUCCAAUAAAAGCCCCAACUCUGCAUAGAGAGGAGCUUGGGGCGGAUGUAUGGGUCAAACCAACGGAGCUUUUACCCAAGAGGCCGCUAUAGUCUUUAUAAACCUAACCAAAUAGCUUUGCUUUAAUUCACAAUGCUAACCAUGUGUUUAAAACUGUAGCGGGAGAAAAAAGAUUCCCUAGAAACCUUAUUUAAAAUGCAGUUAACAGGGACGUGAUUGCUAAGAGACUCACUUGAAAUGAAACAAUCUGUUUCAUUAGGUCAUACAGUAGGUUUGUCAGAGCAUAAUCACAACAUCAAAUAUGUAAGUCUUUGAAAUGUAAACAUUGUCUUUCAUUGUAUUUCAAAAUAACGUGAUCAUUAUGAUAGUGCUGUCAAACCCUAUCAGAACAGUCUGCAGUGCUCAUUUUAGCAUCAUACUCUGAAAAGCCCACGUCAACUGGAGGGAAAAAAUUCUGCACCACAAUAUGCAACCAAGGGCUGAAACUCUAACAAAAUGCCUAUAGCAACUAAAAACAUCACAUUUAAGCAUGUCAAAGGAUUAUUUUAGCACCUUAUUUGCAACAGAGAGGGCAAGCUAGCUGUUAGCAAGCUAAUGUUAGCUACAGUCAUU